This is a messenger RNA of Erigeron canadensis, 1761 nucleotides long. Its product is annotated as serine/threonine-protein kinase PBS1. Bases 243 to 1418 code for a protein of 391 amino acids. The record is from RefSeq and is a predicted model, not a curated record. Lineage: Eukaryota; Viridiplantae; Streptophyta; Magnoliopsida; Asterales; Asteraceae. Gene Ontology annotation, molecular function: ATP binding; protein kinase activity. The transcript has 6 exons. Gene Ontology annotation, biological process: protein phosphorylation.
GAGUAAGGCGGAAACCUUGGAACCACCGGAAAUAUUUUGAUUCCCGCUCCUGUAGACAGCAGCAAAAACGAGGCUUGUAAAUACUCUGUUUGUCUGUGUUUUUUUUUGUUUUUUUUUUUCUUCACAUCAUAUCGGUCCCUGCCUGGCUUUCAUUUUGGUUUGUAGUACAAUCCCUAUAUAAAUGUAUUAUUAUCAAUUAGUGUUUUAGGGUUUGAGAAAUACGAAUCCCCAUUUCUCAUGUAAUGAUGGACAACUACAAGAACAAGGAGGAGAGAACAUCACUUUUAAUAAUAAUGGCAUUUGCUUGUUUUGCUGUUGCUUUAUUGCUCCUUGCCUUCAGUUACUACUGCUAUUUACGCAACAAACUACUUUCCAGUUUCAAUUCCAAAGAAGGGAGAAUUGAAUCUGAAGAAAAAGGCAACUCAAAAACUGAAGCUGUUAUUGUUGAAAAAGGAGUUGUUCAAGUGUUCACCUUCAAGCAGCUACAUUCUGCAACUGGUGGGUUUGGUAAAUCUAAUGUAAUUGGACAGGGUGGUUUUGGAUUGGUAUAUCGAGGUGUGCUUCCAGGCGGGAGAAAGAUUGCUGUGAAACUCAUGGACCAACCUGGAAGGCAAGGAGAAGAGGAAUUCCAAGUUGAGGUGGAAAUGCUGAGUAGGUUGCGUUCACCAUAUUUACUUGCUUUGAUUGGUUACUGUUCUGAGACUCACCACAGGGUGUUGGUGUAUGAUUUUAUGGCUAAUGGUGGCCUUCAAGAACAUUUGUAUCCAAUCAGAGGCUCGAACGCGGUUCCUUCAGAUUUGGAGUGGGAAAUGCGGUUGAGAAUAGCUCUAGAAGCAGCAAAAGGUUUGGAGUAUCUCCAUGAACACGUUACCCCUCCAGUGAUUCACAGAGAUUUCAAAAGCAGCAACAUCCUUCUGGACAAAGGUUUCCAUGCCAAGGUUUCUGAUUUUGGGUUGGCCAAGCUUGGAUCAUACAGAGCUGGUGGCCAUGUUUCCACUCGAGUUCUUGGCACUCAAGGAUAUGUUGCACCCGAGUAUGCUCUCACUGGGCAUCUGACUACAAAAUCCGACGUGUAUAGCUAUGGGGUUGUCCUUCUUGAGUUGCUAACUGGUAGAGUUCCGGUUGAUUCAAAGAGAUCUCCUGGAGAAGCUGUUCUUGUAUCUUGGGCUCUGCCCCAUCUGACAGAUCGAGAGAGAGUCGUGGAUAUUAUGGAUCCAGCUCUCGAAGGUCAAUAUACAAUGAAGGAAAUUGUUCAGGUGGCAGCAAUAGCAGCAAUGUGUGUUCAGUCAGAGGCAGAUUAUAGGCCAUUAAUGGCAGAUGUUGUUCAAUCUCUAGUCCCUCUGGUGAAGCCUCAAAGGCGAUCUUCCAAGGUAAGCAGCUGUUCUAGCUUCAGUGCUACCCAGUCUCCUAGGAUUUAAGAAGCUGUUCUAGGUUAGUAUUGACAGUCCCUAAGCCUAGUUUCAAGUUACAUGUGGAUUUAAUUUUGGGCUUUGUUCUUUCGUAAUGAGCUAGUGAUGGACUUUAGGAAUGGGCUUCAUGAAAAAGUCAGACCUGCUUUAGAAAUUAAUGUUAAAUGUAUGAUUUAUUGGUUAUAAUAACCUUUACUUCAUCACUUGCUUUCCUUCAGAGCAUCCCAUAGUGAACAGGUGCUCUGCUCACCACCACUAUAGAAAUGUUCAAUCAAAACCUUUAUGCGUGGCAAUUUCAGUCAGUUUGUCAUUGACUUAUGAAUGAAAUGAUUCGAGCUUUGUUUUACAGUCA